Messenger RNA from Protobothrops mucrosquamatus (brown spotted pit viper), 1257 nucleotides. It is a transcript of the gene ARMC1, whose product is annotated as armadillo repeat containing 1. Lineage: Eukaryota; Metazoa; Chordata; Lepidosauria; Squamata; Viperidae. Gene Ontology annotation, molecular function: protein binding; metal ion binding. The transcript is spliced from 7 exons. The coding region runs from base 288 to 1127 and encodes 279 amino acids. The record is from RefSeq and is a predicted model, not a curated record.
UGCAGCCAAUCACGUCUCGGGGAUUGCAGGGGUGCCGGAGAGCGGCGGUCGCCCGCCUUGCUGGGUGAAUGCUCCCUUGGCGGGCCGGUGAUUCCAGUUCAGCUGACCUUCGCCGGGCGCUCGGAAGUUUCAAGCGGCUUCUCUGCCAGGGUCUCCCGGUAUGCGAAGGCAGCAACAGCGGCGUUAGCCGUUACGUGACUUGGAGUGGACCUUCCUCCGUGGGGCGGGAGUAGCAAAGCGCCUCCCCUUCUGCGUCCAAUGAAAAAUCUUACGUAUGACAAGGAAAAAUGAAUACCUCAAUGAAUGUGGAGCCUGAUGCACUCAGCGUAGUAAACCAACUAAGAGAUCUGGCAGCUGAUCCUCUGAAUAGAAGAGCAAUUGUCCAGGAUCAGGGAUGUCUACCAGGCCUUAUAUUAUUUUUGGAUCAUCCCAACCCACCAGUUGUCCAUUCAGCGUUACUUGCUCUACGUUAUUUGGCGGAAUGUCGGGCCAAUAGAGAAAAGAUGAAAAGUGAACUGGGAAUGAUGCUGAGUUUACAGACUGUCGUACAGAAGACCACAACACCCGGGGAAACAAAACUAUUAGCUUCUGAAAUCUAUGAUAUUCUUCAGUCUUCCAAUAUGUCUGACAUGGACAAUGUGAAUGAAAUGAAUUCUCGACGUCGAAAAGCUCAGUUUUUUCUUGGAAGUACAAAUAAACGUGCUAAAACAGUAGUUUUACACAUAGAUGGCCUUGAUGAUUCGUCACGGAGGAACCUGUGCGAAGAAGCCUUACUUAAAAUUAAAGGGGUCAUCAGCUUUACGUUUCAAAUGGCAAUUCAAAGAUGUGUUGUCAGAAUCAGAUCAGAUUUAAAAGCAGAGGCACUGGCCACAGCAAUAGCAUCAACCAAAAUUAUGAAAGCCCAGCAAGUUGUAAAAAGUGAAAGCGGAGAAGAGAUGUUGGUUCCUUUCCAAGAUACUCCAGUAGAAGUGGAGCAAAAUACUGACCUCCCUGAAUACUUACCAGAAGAUGAAAGUCCUUCAAAGGAGCAAGACAAAGCCGUGUCCCGUGUUGGAUCACACCCAGAAGGGGCAGCCAGUUGGCUGAGCACAGCUGCAAAUUUUCUUUCCAGGUCCUUCUAUUGGUGACUUUGAAUCAAGGCUAAAGGACUGUGCCAACCAACAGGGGGUAGUUUUUCCAUUAUUUUGGCGAACUGCCAAGUGCAAUUUGCAAUAAGUUAUCGUAACAGAUUUUUUAGACUACACAAAAUAUAUACUG